AUGUUUGAUCAGUUUCAUUUUGUUUCGUUAUUUUUAAAGAUUCCCUUUUUCUUUUUAUUUCUUCUUUUAUUUACCCAUGCAUCUCCGAUAUCUUUAACCUAUGACAUUUUCAUACUAUUCAAUCUAUCUAUCUAUCUAUCUAUCUAUCUAUCUAUCUAUCUAUCUAUCUAUCUAUGCCUGAUUUUUCUUUCUGUGUUUGCUAGAAAUAAUCAUGUACAUAUGCUAAAACUUAACCAUACCUGGAAACGCCCUUACUGGGGAUACCCAGUGCUUCUUGUUUGGAUGAAGACCUGUUCUGUCUUCGAGCAAGACAGAGCAAAAACAGAGGCAGAUGAUAUAAAACACAUCUAUCUAUCUAUCUAUCUAUCUAUCUAUCUAUCUAUCUAUCUUCUUUAUCUAUCUUUAUCUAUCUAUCUAUCUAUCUAUCUAUCUAUCUAUCUAUCUAUCUAUCUCGGUCACUUCUUUAUCUAUCUAUCUAUCUAUCUAUCUAUCUAUCUAUCUAUCUAUCUAAGAAAUAAAUCUAUUUCUUUCUUUCUUUCUUUCUUUCUUUCUUUCUUUCUUGAAUCUAUCUAUCAGUUUAUUCGAUAUAUAUCAGUCAUUAUUUAUUCGAUCUGA
Acanthosepion pharaonis is the source of this 615-nucleotide messenger RNA. The record is from the annotation of a GenBank genome assembly. Lineage: Eukaryota; Metazoa; Mollusca; Cephalopoda; Sepiida; Sepiidae.